Molecule: messenger RNA, 666 nt
Organism: Plenodomus lingam JN3
Lineage: Eukaryota; Fungi; Ascomycota; Dothideomycetes; Pleosporales; Leptosphaeriaceae
Source: RefSeq, a predicted model, not a curated record
AUGUUGAGGGAGACGGAGAAAGCUUGGCAAUGGGGAUUGUCUCAGCUUGAGUACCUACCGUACCGUAAUUUCCAAUGUACGUCCAACCCAAAUGGUAUCCCAACACAAGUAUCCAACAUCUCACUCUUCCAUCAGCCACGUGAAAUGAGAACCCUACCCACCCCUCACCAAAAACCCCCACUGCAACCACGGCAUGAUAAACGAUCCAACAUUGUACGUGUUCUUCCCCUCCCCCACCCCCAUCCCCAAGCCUCUCAACCAAACCAACAAUCGCACCGACUCCUCCGCCUCGCCUCGCCUCACAUCCCAUCACCACUACCCCAACUUCACCCCAACUCUUCUAUCGGACCUUUGCCAAGAAGACAUGAAAUAAGGACCCCUCUUGCGGCAAUAUUGCGCUACAAGCCAUGCCGCCCAUCGGGCACAUAUGCACAACACAAGAGAUUGAAGUUAGCAUUCAGAAUCGGGCCGGUCCAACAGCGAUGCCAAGACGAAAGAGAAAGCCAUGGGGAGGGGAGGGCACGGCCUGCGCUGGACCCUGAGACAAUUGGCGACACGGGAGAGUCGAACGAAGCCCCCUCCUUCGCUUACAAAGAAGAGCCGAAGUGCGAGCGUGGAGGCAGAGGGUGGAAACGCGGGAUGAGUCAGCUGGGAAAGCGAUGGUAA